GUGGAGUGUGACGCACGAUCAUCCUCACCCUGUGUGUGCGUAUUGGCUGCCACGGCUGCCCGUCACUCCGCUCAGGUUUAGGGAUAUGCUAUCAGAGCAGAUUAUGAAGCAGACCUCAUCUCGGGCAGUCUCCUCUGAUUGUCUCAAUGGCUAAACACAGUGUUUUUCUUAUUUUUGCACUGCUACCUUUUGUUUUUAUGCAACUGUCCUUGCCCUUUGAUCAAGUGCCUGCAAUCCUGGACAAGAGUUCAGAGGUCCCCCAGUAUCAAGCUAUCAGAAUCAGAACAGAUGGAGUGGGUGUAGAGAAUCCAAGUGCCUCGCACGAGGGCAGUUAUUUGCCUGCAGCUGAGAAUCCGCUCAGAAGAAUACUGCAGCCUUAUGGGUGGCACCUGCAUGCCCAACCCAGAACUAAGCGGAAGCUACUGCAGUCGACCAGUUCUGGGCCAUACUCUCCACUGACCGUAGCCUACAAUGGCAAGAUAUGCAUUCUGUUCAAAGCCAAACGUCUGGCCAUUCGCUACAGGAAUCACACUUUCCUGGAUCUGACUGAGAGAGUGUUUGGGCCCAAUGCUUCAGUAGAGACAAAAGGCUCAGUCUGCUCCAAGGAAAAAGCAACAUUGUCCCUGCACCUUGGAGAUGUGGAGGACAUAAGAGGACUUGUCAUCAAACUUCAUAUGUCCAACACAUUUUAUGAGUCGGCUGGCCAGAACUGGUUCACUCUGGACAGUGUUCACAUCCACUACAACUGGUCGCACGAGGCUGUUUUCAACGCCACCGAGGUUUACGCCCCUGCUACCUAUUCUUACCACUGCCAGCACGUCAGCAGCUUACAGAAAUAUGACACCUUACUGGUGCCCAGCUCCUACACUGACAGCUCGGCAAACUGGCACAUCACAUUCACAGACUUCCAGAUCCAGGCCUUCAAUGUUCAGUCCAACAAGUUUGCCUCAGCCAGUGAUUGCGCCACCUUUUUCACCCCUGCCAUUCUGAUGGGCCUUAUCACCUCCCUGAUCCUGCUCCUGGUUCUGGCUUACGCGCUGCACAUGGUGGUGCAUUUAAAGCACAUUGACCGUUAUGAAGAGCACAAAGCUACAGUCUACUUUCCUCGCAGCCCCGAGUCGGAACACCCAGACAAAAACAGUCUCUGAAGGACAGCUCCCUCACCCUUCCAGAAUUGCACUUUACAGGAUGCCCAGAGUGUUGCGGUGGGUGUGCAGUGGCGGAGCACAGGACUAGAUGGUCCCGGAGGGCAGCAGUGUCUUUUAAAAUCCCUGUUCCCAUCAGCCCCUGCCCCCCCCCCCCCACCCCCAUCACCCUGAUUCAACGAAUCAUGCCGUCAUGCUGUCUGUUCUGUUAGGUGUUUAAUCUCACCCUAAUCACCAGGACUCUGCUGCCCUCCUGGGUCACAGACAAAACAUAUGCCAUGCCAGGAGGGGGCAAGCGUGUGUGCAACACAGGCCUAUCAGCGGACUAGCACUCUGACAUUUUACAAGCACGACAAUUUCUGGAAACGUGGAUUUUACAAUAAGAAAAGGGAGACAGAGAAGAAGAAAAAACACUGUCAAUGACAGUAACUGUGACCUGGCAAGAUGGAUGCCAAACAAUGGACAUGGACUGCCAGUCAACAAAGAUAACUGUGAUUAGAAUGGAUGGUGAUUGCCUAGACAGGGCGAGUUCUUUUGUAUCUCAAAAAGUCACAAUAUCAUUCAUAAGUCAAGUCCAUGGGCCAUGGGUCCUGGGUUAAAUCUGCCAAUUUAAAAAAAAAAAAAUACUGUGUUUCGACUGCCAAAGUGGAGUUUGUCAGCAAUGACAAACAGCUGAAAGUACAUGAAAGUACAACACUGUAAAAACAUAUGUGUACAGUAUUUGCCUAGUGUGAUGAGGUCUUUUUAUAUAAUCCACAUCCAUACAUAGGUUACAUGGAAAUAAUCCUGACAUAUCCUCCAAAAAAUACCGUGCACAUAGAAAAAUCUAGCUUGAGAUCCAUGCAUAACUCUAAAUAUACAAUCCAGAAAUAUGUAUUGAACCAUUUUUGCAAUGGGUAAUUGUGAAAAUGCCAACUAUACUGUAUGACAUUUGUUUUGUAAUCAGUACUAUCACAUUGUGUCGGUCUAGUAGUUUUCUGUUUUUUUAACUUGGACUAUGGAUGAUUUUUUUUUCUUUAUGUCACACAAAAGAAAUUAUUAUGUCUUGUAGUACUAUCUAGUAAAGGAGCAUUUACAAUGAAAUCAAUUUACCUGUAAAGAGCUCAUCUGAGGAAUGUUGUUCAGUAAUACACAGAGGACAAUACCUUUAUUAUCAUACUCAGAAACACCUUAUAGCUGCAGUGAUGACAUCAGCAACAUCUUAUUACACUAUACCACAGCAUGGCAAUAACUAGAAAUAAAAGUUGUAACAUGGCAGUUUCGAUACUCAUGGUAGAGAUAUGUGCAAUGUGUACAUUUGGUCAUGAUGGAAUCAUUCAAACCUAAAGCACUUGUGGAAGUUUCCUGAGGACCAAUUGAUGUAGUUUGAACAAUAAAUUAUGAUCACAUAACUUG
This is a messenger RNA of Alosa sapidissima (American shad), 2540 nucleotides long. RefSeq names its product ATPase H+ transporting accessory protein 1 like b (gene atp6ap1lb). The record is from RefSeq and is a predicted model, not a curated record. The coding region runs from base 147 to 1148 and encodes 333 amino acids. Lineage: Eukaryota; Metazoa; Chordata; Actinopteri; Clupeiformes; Clupeidae. Gene Ontology annotation, cellular component: proton-transporting V-type ATPase complex. The transcript is spliced from 7 exons.